UCAGAGGGAAGCGCUGGGCGUUCAACCGCGGCCCCACGAGCUCGCAUCAAACAGCGGGCCUCCCAAACUCAGCAAACCGCCCGGGGAACACUGAAGAGCGGGCGAUGGUGGAAGUAAGGCGGAUCUUUUUCCUGUUGAACGGAGCACUGAACAUCAAUCGUCCAAUUUGACUGCAGAUUUCGCGUGUGUUACAGCUAAACAGCCUGCAAAAGAAACACCAAUUUAGACUACUGUAAUAAUUUUCGGUUUAACCUGUUUGUUUUGUUUUUUUGUGACGAGAGUGUUGGCGAACUUGACUGCGCUUUGAUGUAGAGACCUACAUGCGGAUCGGAGAUCAGAUUACAAGCGUGAGAUCGCAGCCAUCCCUGCCUUUGAUCUCGGCGCUGACUUUGUCCUCAUUUUUAGGGGAUUGUCCAGAGCUGCGGAGACCGAUAGACUGGACGGACGGCAAGUGAAACGACUCUGCGGGGCGAUGCGGGAAUAAACAAAGACGAGGACUUUGAAGAUAAACAAAAACGUUUAUAUUUAGAGUGGAGGUCAAAAGAGAGAAGUCCGGGCUUAUAAAACAAACCGCCAGAGAGGGGUCGGUCAGGAUGGCUGCUUCCCUCGGCGAACACACCUGGCUCCUGAUCCUGAAGCUGCUGUUGCUUCUGCAUUCCUCCAUGGUUCCCGUACUGACAGAGGAGACACGGGAGUGCAGAGAACAGGAGUACAAGGAUCGCCUCGGCAACUGCAUGCCCUGCAAACAGUGCAACGCCGGAGAAGAACUGUCCAAGGAAUGUGGCUUUGGUUACGGAGAGGAUGCCCAGUGCGUGCCCUGCAGGCCCAACCGCUUCAAAGAGCACCGCAGCCUGCACAAGUGCAAGCCCUGCCUGGACUGUGGCCUCAUCAACCGCUUCCAGACCGGCAACUGCUCUGCCACCAGCAACGCCGUCUGCGGAGACUGCCUGCCAGGGUUCUACAGGAAGACCAAACUCAGUGGGUUUUUGGACAUGGAGUGCAUUCAGUGUGGCGACCCCCCUCCUCCCUAUGAACCGCACUGCAGCGGACGUGUGAACCUGGUGCCCAUCCCGUCGCCGGUGACGAGCCCCAGAGACAUGGCCCUGGCAGCGGUCAUCUGCAGUGCUCUGGCCACGGUGCUGCUGGCCCUGCUGGUCCUCUGCGUCAUCUACUGCAAGAGACAGCUGCUGGAGAAGAAGCCCAGUGGGUCGUUGAGGUCACAGGAAGGUCCGUACUGUGAGGCGGAGCUGACGUGCCUGGACCGGCGGCGGGCCAUGGACCUGGCCCAGCGACCCUGCUGCCACUGUCACCAUGGACACCACGGGCCAGGUCACACCUGUGGCCCGGUUCCGCUGAUCCCGUCUCUGUGCUGUGAGGACACCUGCAGUCUGGGCCGCAGCGGCGAGUCCAGUCCCUUCCAGUCCCACGACAGCCUCAACGACGACAGACACGCCAUCCCAUCGGCGGGGAGCAGCCUGCUGGAUCUGGGAGCCCAUCCAGACCCUGGACUGGAGGCCCACCCCGAGGCGUGGCCCCACGCCCUGAGCCCCUGUUCUGGGGCCCUCGGCGUCCCCAGCUGUGAGUCGAGGAAGAGGAGCAGAGCUCCCAUGGAGGAAGAAAGGGACGAGGAGCAGAGAGAGGAAGAAGGAGAGGAGGAAGAAGAGGAGCAGGAGGAGGGAGGGGUGAAAGGGAGACGAUCACCUGAGCUGAGGGAGGCCAGUGACGUGUUCAACACUUCAUCUCUGGCUCAGCAGUAGCUGGUGGAGGAUGGUUCCUGUGUUCACUCUGGCUUGCGCACAUCCUUGUGAAGUAUGCUGGGCAUGACCAAGAUCCCAUUUCAGAUUAGGCAAGCUCACACACACACCCUCUUUCUCUCUCACACACACACACACACACCCUUUCUCUCUCUCACACACACACACACACAUUCAAAACAAGAAAAAAAGAGAAGGGGUAGUCACCUCCACCAAUGGCAGGUGUCUGACUGCACAGUCACCCAUCAUGUAAAUAAAAUGCAAAAAGAAAUCACUUAAAUGGCACAGAGCCCGUUUGAAGAAACUGCUUGCAACAAAAAAGAAAAGAAAAUGAAAACAUGACAUGGCUAAAUGUUCAGAGUAACCGGUGGUGAUAAGGGGGGGCCCAGCCCAGCCCUGCCCAGGUGGGGUCACUGUGACAACGCACGCAAGUCACGGGAUGGCUAGCUGAAACAUCUGGCCCGCCGACUCGUUUGUGUGCUGAAGGAGGAAACGGCUACAAGGCUUCUCUUUUUUUCGUCCCUUUUUAUGUUUGGGUGACCUUGCACAAGUAUUCCUCAUAACUACUGCCCUCCCACCCCCCCUUCCUCUCUCUCUCUCUCUUCAUUUGGCCACAAGAAUAAAGACUCUUUUCAUGUGGUCAGGUUGUAUGUAAAAUUGAGCUAAAGGAUCUCGACUCCAGACACGCAUCGGAGGGCCUGGAAGAGUGAAAGACUAAGUGCACUGUGGAAAUCUCAGAGAUGCUCCAAUUCGGACCUGUAGUAUACAUACCAUAACAACUCCCACACAUGUAUAUGAUAUACAACUGUUUUGUGUUGUAGAUACUGUAAAAUAGUUUGAAGAAAAAUAAUUAUUAGACUGGUAAUAUUUUUGUAAUGUAGAUAACAGUCUUGUUAAUUAUCCACCUUGUUCACUUUUUGUUGUGAUUUUUUUCCCUCUUGUUGAUGUGCACUUAAAGCAUUUCGGAAAUUCAAAAUUAUUUGUAAUUAAAAUCUCAGAAAC
Alosa sapidissima (American shad) is the source of this 2756-nucleotide messenger RNA. RefSeq names its product tumor necrosis factor receptor superfamily, member 19 (gene tnfrsf19). Gene Ontology annotation, biological process: positive regulation of canonical NF-kappaB signal transduction; positive regulation of JNK cascade. The record is from RefSeq and is a predicted model, not a curated record. Bases 594 to 1757 code for a protein of 387 amino acids. NCBI's taxonomy places the organism in Eukaryota, Metazoa, Chordata, Actinopteri, Clupeiformes, Clupeidae. Gene Ontology annotation, cellular component: plasma membrane. Gene Ontology annotation, molecular function: protein binding; signaling receptor activity. The transcript is spliced from 10 exons.